This is a messenger RNA of Choloepus didactylus (southern two-toed sloth), 4945 nucleotides long. RefSeq names its product contactin associated protein family member 4 (gene CNTNAP4). Bases 90 to 4016 code for a protein of 1308 amino acids. The record is from RefSeq and is a predicted model, not a curated record. Gene Ontology annotation, molecular function: calcium ion binding. The transcript has 24 exons. Lineage: Eukaryota; Metazoa; Chordata; Mammalia; Pilosa; Megalonychidae.
AGACCCUGACAUUGCUGGCAGAGGAACUGAGAACAGGACCAAAGCGCACAGAGAUACUCAGGAUUUUGGGGGUCCCAGCGAAUGCUAACAUGGGGUCUGUUGCCGGAGCUGUCCUCAACACGCUACUUCUGUUAGCUACUCAAAAUUGGAGCAGAGUCGUAGCUGGGAAUUCCUAUGAUUGUGAUGAGCCUCUGGUAUCCGCCUUGCCUCAAACAUCUUUCAGCAGUUCAUCUGAGCUCUCCAGCAGCCACGGUCCUGGAUUUGCAAGGCUAAAUCGAAGAGAUGGAGCUGGUGGCUGGUCUCCGCUUGUGUCAAACAAAUACCAGUGGUUGCAGAUUGAUCUUGGAGAGAGAAUGGAGAUCACCGCCGUGGCCACCCAAGGGGGAUAUGGGAGCUCAGACUGGGUGAUCAGCUACCUUCUGAUGUUCAGUGACAGUGGCAGGAACUGGAAACAAUACCGACAAGAGGACAGCAUCUGGGGUUUUUCAGGAAAUGCAAAUGCAGACAGUGUGGUAUCCUAUAGACUCCAGCCUUCUAUCAAAGCCCGAUUUCUGCGCUUUAUCCCUUUAGAGUGGAACCCCAGGGGCAGAAUUGGAAUGCGAAUCGAGGUGUUUGGCUGUGCAUAUAAAUCAGAGGUGGUUGAUCUUGAUGGAAGAAGUUCAUUUCUCUACAGAUUUAAUCAAAAAUCCAUGAAUCCAAUAAAAGAUAUUAUUGCUUUGAAAUUCAAAACCAUGCAGAGCGAUGGCAUUCUACUCCACAGAGAGGGGCAAAAUGGAGACCAUGUGACACUGGAAUUAAGAAGAGGAAAGCUCUUUUUACUUAUUUAUUCAGGUGAAGCUAAACUGCCCCUUACUCAGGCUCUGACCAGUGUCCCCCUGGGCAGCCUGUUGGAUGACGAGCACUGGCACUCGGUGCUCAUUCAGCGCUGGGGCAGACACGUCAACUUUUCGUUGGAUGAGCACAAGCAUCGUUUCCACUCACAGGGAGACUUCGACCCCCUGCAUCUUGAUCAUGAGAUCAGCUUUGGAGGGAUUCCAGCACCUGGAAAAUCAGUGUCAUUCUCACAGAAAAAUUUUCAUGGGUGUUUAGAAAAUCUCUAUUAUAAUGGAGUGGAUAUCAUUGAUUUGGCCAAACAACACAAACCACAGAUCAUCACUAUGGGAAACGUGUCCUUUUCUUGUUCACAACCACAAUCAGUGCCUGUGACUUUUCUGAGCUCCAGAAGUUACUUGGCACUGCCAGGCACUUCUGGAGAGGGUGAGGUGUCUGCCAGUUUUCAGUUUCGAACCUGGAAUAAGGCAGGACUUCUGCUAUUCAGUGAACUCCAACUUGUUUCAGGGAGUCUCCUCCUCUGUCUCCAGGACGGGAAACUUAAACUGAAUCUCUACCAGCCAGGAAAAUUGCCCAUUGACAUCACAGCAGGAGCUGGAUUAAAUGAUGGGCAGUGGCAUUCUGUCUCUUUAUCUGCUAAAAGGAAUCACCUCACUUUGAAGGUGGACAGCCAGGUGGCUGCAGUGGCUCCUUCCCUGGGACCUGAACAGAUUUAUUCAGGUGACACCUAUUAUUUUGGAGGUUCUCCUGACAACAGCUUGGAAUCCAAAUGUAAAACCCCAUUUGGUGGAUUUCAGGGAUGUAUGAGACUUAUUUCUGUCAGUAACAAAGUGGUGGAUCUGAUUUCAGUUCAGCAGGGGGCCCUUGGGAACUUCAGUGACCUUCAGAUAGAUUCAUGCGGCAUCACAGACAGGUGUUUGCCCAACUAUUGUGAACACGGCGGUGAGUGCUCCCAGUCCUGGAACACCUUCCACUGCAGCUGUGCACACACUGGCUACAGGGGAGCCACUUGCCAUAACGCUAUCUAUGAGCAGUCGUGUGAAGCCUAUAAGCACAGAGGAAAUGCUUCAGGGUUUUACUAUAUAGAUUCAGAUGGAAGUGGCCCUCUGGGACCAUUUCUUGUAUAUUGCAAUAUGACCGAAACUGCAUGGACCAUCAUACAACACAAUGGCUCUGACUUAACAAGAGUCAAAAGCGCUAGUCCAGAGAACCCACAUGCUGGGUUUUUCGAGUAUGUGGCCAGCAUGGAGCAACUCCAGGCCACAAUUAAUCACGCGGAUUACUGUGAGCAGGAGCUUACUUACUACUGCAAGAAGUCACGGCUUGUAAAUAAGCAGGAUGGAACCCCUCUGAGCUGGUGGAUUGGAAGAACCAAUGAAACACAAACUUACUGGGGAGGUUCUCUGCCAGAUCCUCAAAGAUGUACCUGUGGAUUAGAGGGGACCUGCAUUGAUUCUCAAUAUUACUGCAACUGUGAUGCUGACCGGAAUGAAUGGACCAAUGAUACUGGAUUCCUUUCUUAUAAAGAACAUCUGCCAGUAACUCAGAUAGUGAUUACAGACGCAGGCCGACAGUAUUCAGAAGCAGCUUAUAAACUGGGCCCUCUACUCUGCCAGGGAGACAGGUCAUUUUGGAGUUCAGCUUCCUUCAAUACUGAGGCUUCAUACCUUCACUUUCCUACUUUCCAUGGAGAGGCUAGUGCUGAUGUGUCUUUCUUUUUUAAGACAACAGCUUCAUCUGGGGUAUUUUUAGAAAAUCUGGGAAUUACUGAUUUUAUACGGAUAGAGCUACGCUCUCCUGCAGAAGUGACCUUUUCAUUUGACGUGGGGAAUGGGCCUCUUGAAAUCUCUGUGCAGUCACCUGGUCAUUUCAACGACAACCAGUGGCACCACGUUCGAGUUGAAAGGAACACGAAAGAGGCAUCUAUUCAAGUGGAUCAGCUCUCUCAAAAGAUUCAACCUGCCCCAGCUGAUGGGCAUGUCCUUCUACAGCUCAACAGUCAACUCUUUGUGGGUGGAACGGCCACCCGGCAGAGGGGCUUUCUGGGAUGCAUUCGGUCCCUGCAGUUGAAUGGCAUGACCCUGGAUCUAGAAGAACGAGCCAAGGUGACUCCAGGUGUGCAGCCAGGUUGUAGAGGACAUUGCAGCAGCUAUGGAAAGUUAUGUCACAACGGAGGGAAAUGCAGAGAAAAGCCCAGUGGCUUCUCCUGUGAUUGCAGCGUCUCUGCAUACGCAGGGCCGUUCUGCUCCGAUGAGAUUUCUGCAUAUUUUGGAUAUGGCUCAUCUGUGAUUUACAAUUUUCAAGAAAAUUAUGCCUUAAGUAAAAACUCCAGCUCCCAUGCUGCUUCAUUUCACGGUGAUAUGAAGCUGGGCAGAGAAAUGAUCAAAUUUAGUUUCCGGACAACACGAACACCAAGCUUACUGCUUUAUAUGAGCUCCUUUUAUAAAGAAUACCUUUCUGUUAUUAUUGCCAAAAAUGGAAGUUUGCAGAUCAGGUACAAGCUAAAUAGAUCUCAAGAUCCUGAUGUCAUAAGUUUUGAUUUUAAAAACAUGGCUGAUGGGCAGCUUCACCACAUAAAGAUUAACAGACAAGAAGGAGUCAUCUUUGUCGAGAUCGACGAGAAUGCAAGCAGACAAGUCCACCUGUCCUCAGGUACAGAGUUCAGUGCAGUCAAAUCACUUGUACUGGGCAGGAUUUUCGAACCCAGCGAUGUCGACCAGGAGACGGCACUGGCCGGCACUCAGGGCUUCACUGGCUGUCUCUCCGCCGUGCAGUUCAGCCACGUGGCCCCUCUGAAGGCUGCCCUGCACCCCAGCCACCCCGAGCCCGUCACUGUUACAGGACACGUGACUGAGUCCAGCUGUGCCGCCCAGACUGGCGCUGACCCCACAUCAAGGGAGAGGACCCACUUGUUUGCAGAUCAUUCUGGAACAAUAGAUGACAAAGAGCCCAUAGCUAAUGCAAUCAAAAGUGACUCUGCAGUAAUUGGAGGUUUGAUAGCUCUUGUGAUCUUUAUCUUGCUUUGCAUCACUGCCAUAGCUGUUCGCAUUUAUCAGCAGAAAAGAUUAUACAAAGGAAAUGAGGCAAAAAGGUCAGAGAAUGUAGACAGUGCUGAGGCUGUUUUGAAAAGUGAGCUUAAUAUACAAAACGCAGUCAGUGAAAAUCCGAAAGAGUACUUCUUCUGAUUGGCAGCUGUGAUUUAACUUAAAAUUGUGACAAUUUGUUUUAAUAGCCAGGGAAUCUCAAUGGACAAAAAAAAAAAAAAAAAUGCUCUUAUGUUGAAUGUACAGGUGAUGGAUUUGCAGCACUGCCAUCCUGCCCGCGUCCAGACUUGGGAUGGCUCCAGGAAGCUUCAUCCGGUGACAUGUACCCCAUCGCAAUCAUUUUAUGUAAAAAGGAAUUAGAUAUUGCUAUUAAUUUCCAACUGCUCUGAUAUGAUCUAAAACAUAAGUUUAACGCUCUUAAAUGACUAUGGUUUUUAAAUGUGAAAACUGUAGUCCUGGUCUCUUAACCAUAUGAUACACAAGUUUUGUUAGCGAUUAAAGUCAAAAUUGGAUGACAAUGAACUUGCUUUAUUUGAGAACAUAUGCUGUGUUUGUUUUAGUGUUCUCACGGUGUUAUUCAUAGACCUGGAAAUGCUUCUAGGAUCCUGUUUGGCUGGCCUUUACAUCCUCAGUGGCCAAAAGUACAUAAAACUCCUUUGCCUUUCACCGUAUGACAUUCAAUACAAUACAUUAAUAGACUGGAAAGAAGUUUUGUUGGUGGUGGUUUAUUUGCAUUGCUCUUUUUCUAUUUGGCUCUUUUUAAUCAUUUUGCAUACAUUUGGUUUUGAGUGUCAGACUUUAGCUGUGAACAUACAAUUCAUUUGUAACAAGAUUCAGAGAGUGCAGUGGUGAAUACAUAAUAUUUUGCCUUUUAAAAUUUUUUUUUUUUUCUGUUUGGUUUGUAUCAUUGUUUACCAACGACAGUAGUUAAGAACUGACUAAUGCCAAUUUCCCAAAGAAUGCGUGAUGUUGUCCACUAAACUUGCUGAUAAAAAAAAAAAAAAACAUAAUUCUUAUCACUGCAGAAAAAUUUUUAUUUACAUAAGUAAUAUCACCAAUGAAGUAUAAUU